AUGACAGGAUCUGAAAAUGAAAAUUUGGAUUUAAUUCGUUCAUCGUUAAAAUUUUGUCCAAAUUUCCCGAAGAAAGGAAUUACAUUCAUCGAUAUUUUCGGUGUUUUUGCUAAUCCAACAGCUCAUCGUGCUUUAAUUGAUAUUAUUUUAAAUCGUGUAAAAAAAUUGAAUACAAAAAUUGAAGCUGUUGCCGGACUUGAAGCUCGCGGAUUUGUAUUUGGUCCACAAAUUGCUUUAGAACUACAAGUACCAUUUCUUCCUGUUCGAAAACAUGGAAAGCUACCAGGAAAACUAGUUAAACUUGAUUAUGAUCUUGAAUAUGGUAAUGAAAAUCUUUGUAUUUAA
Rotaria sp. Silwood2 is the source of this 345-nucleotide messenger RNA. The record is from the annotation of a GenBank genome assembly. Lineage: Eukaryota; Metazoa; Rotifera; Eurotatoria; Philodinida; Philodinidae.